Messenger RNA from Solanum tuberosum (potato), 989 nucleotides. Its product is annotated as indole-3-acetic acid-amido synthetase GH3.3-like. NCBI's taxonomy places the organism in Eukaryota, Viridiplantae, Streptophyta, Magnoliopsida, Solanales, Solanaceae. The transcript has 2 exons. The record is from RefSeq and is a predicted model, not a curated record. Gene Ontology annotation, molecular function: acid-amino acid ligase activity. Gene Ontology annotation, cellular component: cytoplasm. Bases 322 to 912 code for a protein of 196 amino acids.
UGAGUUCUCCAAUUUUCUCAUCUCAUCCCAUCUUUGAGUUCCUCACUAGGUUUGAUUUAAAAAUUACUUUUAAAGAAAAGAAAAUAUCAUGUAUAUAAUCUUUCAAAUUAGCUAAUCCGUUUUGGAAUAGUAAACAUGUAUAUUAUGUGUAUACUAGCCCCAACGAGGCUGUUCUCGCAGAGCAUGUACACACAAAUGCUUUGUGGUCUACUUCGAGCUAUUCAUUUUUUUCAACUCAAUUGGCAAUAACUUGCUAAAGAUAUCGCAGAGUUUCUGACCCUUCAAUUAGGGACUUCAUCUCCAAAAUACUCAAACCAAAUCAUGAACUCGUGGAGUUUCAUUGUCAAGGAAUGCGAAAACCAGAAAUGGGAAGGGAUUAUUACUAGAAUUUGGCCAAAUACAAAGUACUUGGUUGUGAUUGUGACAGGAUUCACCACCCCGUCUCGUGGACCUAGCAAACGUGGAAGUGGGAAAAAAUACGAGCUCAUGAUCACAACCUAUCCUGGUAUAUGUCGUUACAGUGUCGGUGACGUACUCCAGGUCACAGGGUUUCACAACUCUGCCCCUCAGUUUAAAUUCAUAAGAAGAGAAAAUAUGCUAUUGAGCAUUGAUUCGGACACUAGUUGCAAAACACGGUUGAUAGAGCUGCUGCAAUUUUGUGCAUGUACUAUUUGGUCGAGUACAUUAGUUAUGCUGACACUAAAAACCAUUCCAGGACAUUAUGCUAUUUACUGCGAAUUACUUAUUAAAGACCCAACCAAUUCGCCGAGCCACGAGGUUUUGAACCAAUGUUGUUUGGCUAUGGAAGAAUGUUUGAACUUGGUUUAUCGACAGUGCCGAGUUGCAGAUAAUUCAAUUGGACCACUUGAAGUUAGAGUAGUGGAAAACGGUAAUGGACUAUGUAAUUUCUAGAGGUGCAUCUAUAAACCAGUAUAAUAAGGCUUCUAGGUGUGUUAAUUUUAGUAGAAUUUUUAGACUCCAGGGUAAUU